Messenger RNA from Tigriopus californicus, 6613 nucleotides. RefSeq names its product mucin-17-like. The record is from RefSeq and is a predicted model, not a curated record. NCBI's taxonomy places the organism in Eukaryota, Metazoa, Arthropoda, Copepoda, Harpacticoida, Harpacticidae. Gene Ontology annotation, molecular function: protein binding; protein phosphatase regulator activity. Gene Ontology annotation, cellular component: cytosol; protein serine/threonine phosphatase complex. The transcript has a single exon. Bases 441 to 6047 code for a protein of 1868 amino acids.
UAGUCGAAGAAGAAGAAGAAGUGGUGGCUGGCAAUAGUCUUGGGGAUGGUGUCAGCCAGUGAGUAAGUCACAACCCCAGUGCCAAAAACCGAGUCUUUUAUGACUUCUCGCCGUGACGUCAGACUGCGGCACUUCCUUGGCCAGGCAUUUUCUUUGGUCUAGCUGAACGGCAUAUGCCUUUGGCCAGGAUAUUCUCUUGUGUUCGCACAUAUCUGGGCCUUCCAGUUCAGUUGUGCAGCCGCAAACAAGCCAUUGAGGGCCAGGACCUCGUCUCUAACAAUCCAGUGGGUGGCCAGUCAUUGAUGGAUGGAACAUCGUGACUCAUGGGGAUGCUUCAACAGAAGUAUUCAAUGGGUUGGGUUUGCUCGUUUGGUCCGUCAGUAGGUACGGACUUAGUGCUCACACCUUUCCAAGGAGAGGUUUGGGAAACUUGAUAAGUGAUGGCACCCAUUAGUGAUAACAACUCUAAUGGGGAUGAGAGCGAUGGUGGGGAGGGUGGGGAUACAGAUACCGUCCAAGAUUAUCACCAUCUUCACUAUGGGGACAUCAAGAAGCCGGUUCUCAUGGAGGAUCCCGUCAAGGAUCAAGCAUUCCUCUCCAUGGUGAACCGAGCAAACUCCUCCCCACCACUCGUGCUUCCGCCCAAAAAGAUUUCGCCCCCGCCCUAUUCUGUGAGAUAUUCAACAUCAUUGUUAUCAUCCUCCUCUAUACCGUCGACCCAAUCAAGCACGGGCAGCAGCAGUGAAUACCCAAGUUAUUUGGCUACGGUGCCACCGCCUCCCCCACCACAAUAUACACCCAUGGGUUAUCCUGGCCUGUAUUCGUCUGUCAGCCAGGGGUCGACUAGUGAUUCAUCAUCCGUAGAUUUUUCAACCAGCGACUCCUUCACGAAUACAUUUUUGCGAGGCAUUCUAACCUCCAUCGAUAGCAAAGAUCCGGUUGUGGCUCAUGCCUGGCUUGAAACACUUCUAGAUGCCAUCGAUCUUUUGCCUCCAGAGGCCAUCAAACGGGAAAUUGUUGUCAUUGCAAUCUCGAAAGGCCAACUCUCCCAAAGUGUGGCCUCGAGGAAAUCCUCCUGUCGUCUUCUAGGCAAAAUUGCCACCAAACUCGACCAACUCACAGUUCAACAAGAAGUUCUUCCCACCACAUUGGCCCUGUGUCAAGACCCCGAACCCGAAGUCAGAUUCUGCAUGUGCCGUCAUGUUGGGUUCGUGUCUAGAGGCGUUGGCUUGGAUAUCACGAAAGCUGCCAUCCUCCCACAACUAGUCGAAUUGAGCAACGAUGAAAAGAGUCAGGUUCGCUUGGCGGCCAUUGAGACGGUGGUUCAUCUUUUGAGUCUCUUGGACGAUGAGACUUGCACCCAAAUCAUCGUGCCCCUCGUGAUCAAAAGUUGCGAGCAAGCGAAACACCUGGAGGAUGAGUCUCUACCCAGCAUUGCCCAUUUUCUGGGUCGUCUGUGCCAUGGCCUUACUCCUAACUUGAAGAAUGAGCAAAAAAAGUGGUUCAUUGACUUCUAUUCACAUCUUUCACUACUUGGCGUUCAGAGUUCGAUAGAUGAGUCUGGAAAGCCAAUGCCUGAUAUUGUCCCAAUCCCAGACAAGGCCAGCAUGUACAACGCUUGCCGACGGGAAUGCGCCUUUAACUUUCCGGCAAUGGUGCUUUUCAUUGGACCUCAGAACUUUCCAACUCUGUUGUAUCCGAUAUUUAACAAUCUGGCCUGUGACUCCAGUCCUCAGGUCCGGAAAACUCUAGCAUCGAGCCUUCAUGAGGUGGCUAAAUUGAUUGGAAACAGCUUCAGCGUGACAAAGAAUCAGAUCUCGAACCUCUUUGCCGAUAAUAAUGUGGAAGUGCUGGAAGCGAUGGUAACCAAUUUGGUGCAUGUCAUUGAUGCUCUUGCCCGAUUUGGAGUGCUUCAAUUUGGGCAAAGUGGCCAAUACAGUGAUGAAUUAAGUUCGGCUCUGCUGAAGUGUGAGCGUCUUGUCAGUCAAACCCGAAAUUGGAGAUUACAUGCCGAUUGUCUAGAGAAGUUUUCGUGUCUGGCCAAUUGCAUCAGUUCUCUAACCAUUCAGAGCAAGUUCAUACCGAUGCUUUUUGAACGAAUGUUGAAAGCACGUCCUUUACCGUGUCGAACGGCUGCCGCAAGGACAUUGCUAGUCAUCCUUAGAUUCACCAUCAAAAUGGAAGACCGAACGCAUAUUAUGUAUAGGAUCAAAGAAGAGUUGGCUCACAGUAAGAACUGCCACACACGAAUGCUCUUUCUGCGACUUUGUGAGAUGUCCAUUGCGCUAUUCUCCCGAAAUUAUUUCAAGCAGCAUUUCUUUCAUAAGCUGCUGUGCUUAUCCCAAGACUCGGUGCCGAACCUCCGUUUGAAGCUCUGCUCUUUGUUACCCAAAUUGAAAUCACUGCUUUAUCUGCCUUCAGAUCGAAGCUUAUUGCAUCAUUUGGAGGAUACAGUCAAGGAACUUUUGCUCCACGAACAAGACCGAGACGUACUGAGUGCAUUGCAAAUAGCAAUAGACGAAUUAGAUCGCACAGAGAUGGGCGUGGAUGGCGUGCCAAGUAUGGAUGCUGAAUUAGACCGAGAAAACGACAGGAAACUUCGGGAGGAAAGACUAAUCUACAGCAUGGAGGAGCAAAUGAACAAAAUUUAUAGUGUGGAAGCAUCUCCAAAUCACAAGAGGUCUCCUUCGCGAAUUGGCGAAGACAACAAUGGAUCACAGUACUCUAGUUCACAUGGAAGGUGGGCCGAUUUGACGGAUUCGCGAAGGAGAAGUGAGAGCUUACCACCAAAUCUUUCCAGAACCACUGGAAAUAGGACGGAAAUCCUAAGAUUGGAAACCAACGAGGGAAAACACUUGGUUGGCAAGGGACGUUUCGAUUCGCCAGAACCAUCGCAAACGUAUUCCCCAGAUGUGUCUUUGUCAUUCCGAGAUCCAGUUUCUGCCGUCAUGCCUUCGGUCAAUCGCGUUGCCAAUCCCUGGGUGUCCAAGUCUGCGAUGAGCUCUGGAAUGAGUACGACCACAUCAAUCACUUCUGGCUCUGCGGGCAGUAGUUUGAUUCCUCAAAGCUCUUUGGACCAAAAUGGAUCCACCGGAAUUCCGGCAGCAUACUCAAUGAGCUUGGAAAAUCUCGACCCCUCGGCGAAAGAGUUCCUCGUGGAUGCUGGAGUUACCCUUGAAACGACCAACUUGCUUUCUUCAGCAUCAAGUUUGCCUAAUCUCACCAAAAUCGACCAAAAUGGCAUCCAUGGCGAUAUCUUAAGUAAAUCAAACAGCCAGGGAUCCGCCCUUCACAAGCCAUUAGAAGGCGAGUUUUCAAAGUUUAUGAUCUCAAGUGAAGAAAUGAUGAAGUACGAGGCAGAAUAUAAGAAGGCUUCGAUGGAGAUCGCAAAUCAAGAUGCCGCGGUGAAAGCCGCAUUUGUGAGCAUUACAGCCACAUCGUCAGAACCAACGAAACCUAAAUCCGUCUCAAACGGUUUGGUUACCACCGCUUCAUCGUCAGUAUCCAGGAUUCCAAGCAGUCUACCAACCAGACAAAGUAGAUCAGAGACCAAAACCAGAAUCCUAUCCUCACCUUCACGGGCACCACCGAAGAGUCACCUAAUCGUCAACAAGGAUGCCAUUUGCGUGUCAACAAGUCCAAGUACUCCAAGCAGUCUAUCAAAGCCCACCACGCCCAACUUGGCCAAUCAAAGGCCGAAUUCCAUGUCGGCUCCAGGACCUACUGCUGGUACUUCAGGAUUACCGAAGUUUUCGUUUACUGGAAAGUUUUCUUCCAGCACUGACAAGCUGCAAGAUUCUUUUGAACGAUUGGCCGAGAAGUGGGAGGCGAAGCGAAAGAAUCUUGUCAAUGUGUCUACAACAAAUGCUGUCGCAUAUUCCGGUUCCGGUUCGGCUCUGAGCGAUGAGACGCAGAGUUCCGGUUUGUCAUCGUCAGAUGUCCCAUCAAGAAGAUCGUCUGUAAUGGAGCACAAACUCCAGACCAUCAAACAGCACAACAUCCCAAAGAGGACGUCUUUAAUCAAGGCGCCAGUUCAGAAGCGUUUAAGCCUGUCCGAUCAAAUGGGCCUGGUAGGAAGACAAGCUAUGGAGAGGUUCAUUCUGCCCAAACGAAAAAGUGUCAACAUGGAAGUCGCAUAUGAUGAGGAUGGACCCGGUGGAAAUGAAAAGGCUCUCGUCACGACAAGUGGAGAGUCGGAGGAUGAAGAGACGAUAUCCAAUCGAUCCAACAAGUCCUCUGAUGAGGACCUGCCUCCCUAUCCAAAUAACUCAAACUCUGGGUCCGCGUCCGCCCUACCCCUACCCCCACCGCCAACGGCUGAGAUAUUUGAUGAUGGAAUGUCGACCUACGUACCCCCGCCACAAACGAUGAACUCGACCCAACGAUCUCAAUCACAUCUAGUGGUUAAACCACUAACUUCGACCAUUCCUUCGCGGUUCCCCAGUAAAUUGUCAUUUGCCUCAUCCUCGCUGAGGCAUGAUUCCCAAGUGCCUCGUUCUAGGGACAUUGGCACCUCGGAUUCGUCGACUGAAGCCAUGAUCGUCCCUUCUUUACCCUCGCAACGACCCUCCUUGCCUCGUCCCAAGCAACAGCCUUAUCCGCGUGAGUCUUCUUUGGGCAAUUACAACAAUAAUCCUCGAGAACCAUCACGUUCUACCCCAACCAAUAAUCCCCCCCUAUUGCACAUGCACAGUGCUCCUUCCAUCAAUCUUCGUUCUCAUAAUUCCCCCACCAAUAGAAGGGAGAAACAGUUUGAAGAGACCAUCACCCCUGCCAAUCAGACUGUUCCACGAAGUGGAGGGAUAGCCACACCGGAUGUAUCCGGGGUGGAGGGAUCCUCGUUUGUGCCGAAAUUCACGAGACUUCCUCCCCCUAAAUACCGUCCUCAGCCUCCAGCCUCUAGGCGGCCUCAUUCACAACAAGAUCAAUACUUGGAGAGGGGAAAUCAGGCGAGUAACGUUGUCAAGCAACACCAAGCAAAAUCACUCUCGGCUGAGAGUAUUUUGGACUCUAAUCAUCACCAAAUGGAUGGGAAAGGAUCCAGCUUAGGAAAUGUUCAGCAUCAGAGCAGGGAUGGACAAAUCAGGCAAAAUAGUCAAAACACGAUUUCCAGCGGUCGCUUUUCAUCUCCCAAUAUCAAACGGUUGAGUCAAAAUUCGACCAAUAGUGAUGGAAGUAGUCGCAGUUCUAGUCCACAUACCGGCGUUGGGCACCAGUACUUGGACAGUAAAUCUCCCAGUUCUCCAGACUCACUAGAGGAAGGAUUGCCGUCACCGGACAAAGAGAAACCACCUAUUACAAUUGCCAACUCAAUUGUCACUCGAAGAGCUGCAAGUGGAAUGAGAAUGUGGUCGAAUCCAGCGAGAGGAACCCGCAUCGCUUCUUCCACGGAAUCUCCAGCCACUCGAGGCAUGAAGGGUUCACCUUCCAGAAGUCCAAGUCCAAGAGGUCAUGUUCCUGAGCCUGCCCCAUCAUCUCCCUCUGGAAACGGGUCCUUAACCUCCAUUGCACGCCCUGUACAGAGUAAACUAAGACGUCCCAUGGCGUCAUCAAUGUCUCAUUUACCCCCGCCAUCGACAGCUUUGAACUCUCCAAGGCGAUUGGCUCAGCGGAACUCUUAUGGAGGUGGUCCGAUGUCCGCUCAAUCGUCUCCUGUCAAAUCCACUUACUCGAUGAUUCCUUCUCAGCGAUCGAAUGUCAGCAGCAGUGCCGGGAACAGCCGCGCCAAUUCCCCACCCGAACAGAGGCGUAGGUCGUCUCAUUAUCCCAAUGGCUCAUCUGGAUCCCAAGGACCAACCAAGUACGGAGGUGGGCACCAAACCUCAAACUUACCCAGGUAUCCUCGCUUUCAACAUCAAUCACAACCUCAAUUGACCACCUCACAAUCUGGCAAUAGAGGACGACCCACAAGUUUCCAACAACCUGCAGUCUCUAGCCAGUCCAGAAUUCCCCCUCCCACCGAAAACCAGUCAAAUUUGAAGCAACCCCGAGUUCCCGUGAGAGGACGCUCCUCGUUACUUGCCCCGGGUUUUUCUCACAGGAAUUAAAGCAAAUGAUCUUCCAUAAUGCAAGCACUCCUAGACCGUUGCAUUGGUUUUAACCUCUUUUUAGUAGUACCCUCCUCAUGGAAAGGAUUUGUUACUCCAAAUCAAUCUCGUCUCGUUACUUUGUCAGACUUCAAGUGCAGUUAAAUCGUCUUUUCGAAGGCAAAUGCUUAAAAACAAAGUAAAUUCUAUUAUUACCAACCUUUUAAUGCAGAGAGUAAAAGAACUAAAUCAAGCCUUUCAGACACAUAUCUGUCGAAAAAUGGACAAGAAACAGACCUUUGAUUAUUUUAACCAUUCUCCUUUAAGUUGCAAAUCGUUUUACGAACGCCUCUCCCAAGAAAACACUCACUUUGUUGUCAAACAUAUAUAUAUAUAUAUAUAUUUUAUAUACUUGGUGCUUCAUAUUAAAGCUUUCUGCAUUUUGACAAUACCUGAAAAUUCAACAGUUUUCAAGCUUUUCAAGCGCUGAACAGCAACAAGUUACAAGACGUUUAAAUCCCAUCGUUGACAAACAAACAGAUGUAUUUGUCCAUAAAAUUUAUGAUCAAUACAAAACACAGACCAUU